Messenger RNA from Polistes canadensis, 848 nucleotides. RefSeq lists its product as uncharacterized. The record is from RefSeq and is a predicted model, not a curated record. Gene Ontology annotation, molecular function: odorant binding. Lineage: Eukaryota; Metazoa; Arthropoda; Insecta; Hymenoptera; Vespidae. The coding region runs from base 104 to 538 and encodes 144 amino acids. The transcript is spliced from 5 exons.
UUGCUCUCGGUAGUAUUUGAACGAUUCUUGAUCCAGUCGGUUUAUUGUUCAAAGCAUUUGCUCUUAAGUUUUUGAUCUUUUCGAUUAUUUCGUUAGGAAUAAAAUGAAGUCAUUCGUCGUACUUGCUUCCUUUCUCCUUCUUGGGGUCGUCGUUUCAGCUGAAUCUGAUAUUGCAGUAAAAAAAUAUCUAAAAGCCUUACCGGAAAAUGUAUCGGCCAAAUGCUUGAAGGAAUCCAAUCUAGAAGCUGAUAAGGACAAGUUACUUUCCGAUGAGAGCACUGUAGAUCAAGGAAAAUUAAGCUGUUUCAUUGCCUGUACUCUCAAAGAAAAUGGUUCAUUGGUCAACGGUGAAAUCAAAUACGACGUUUUGGCAGAAUUACUUUCUAAAUUGUUAACCGACAAAGAAGAUAAACUUCAAGAAAGGUUGGAACUUCUCAAAGUUUGCAUUCCCGAAGGUGCUAACUCGAAAAAUGAUUGUGAAAAUGUUGGAAAGAUUUUGCAGUGCAAGUUGAGCAAGGCUAAGCAAUUAGGUCUUUAAAUGGAAGUACUUAAUUGUGAUCCGACAUCGAACGAAAUAUUGCAUGUCCUAUUUUUACUCUCUCCUUAUAUAUGAUUUAACCUUUUAUGGUCUCGUCUGGAAUAAACAAAUAACUUUUAUAAUUUGUCCGUAGUAAACUUAUGAAAUUCUUUUCGAUGAAUAUCAUCUCUCAGCAUGUUUCAAAAUGUCUUCUUUAAUUAUUAAUUCAUAUUUAGAUGUUGAUAUUGUGUGUGUGUCCGAUUUUCGAUUUAAAGUUACCUAUAUGUUUCUUUUUUAUAUGUAAUAUAUAUAAUUAUAUUGACAACGACUU